This is a messenger RNA of Tilletiaria anomala UBC 951, 4421 nucleotides long. RefSeq lists its product as uncharacterized. Gene Ontology annotation, biological process: phosphatidylinositol phosphate biosynthetic process; phosphatidylinositol-mediated signaling. The record is from RefSeq and is a predicted model, not a curated record. The coding region runs from base 254 to 4222 and encodes 1322 amino acids. Gene Ontology annotation, cellular component: cytoplasm; membrane. Gene Ontology annotation, molecular function: 1-phosphatidylinositol 4-kinase activity. The transcript is spliced from 7 exons. Lineage: Eukaryota; Fungi; Basidiomycota; Exobasidiomycetes; Georgefischeriales; Tilletiariaceae.
GCUUGGGGCUUUGCCGCCUAGAUUUGGACUGACCUAACUUGCACAUUACUGCAAGGCAAUGGGGCUUUCAGUCAAGCGGCCCUCAGCUCAGCGCGCUUGAGAACGUCUGCUCGACAGCUGAGACUUUCCGGGUUCAUGCAUCGCCAUCGCGGUGCUCGCCUCUGCGACCGGUGACGGCGCUGGUUACCCCAUCGGAGUGACCAUUGGGCGACCUCCUCGUAAGGCGGUCCUGAAGGGGCAACCCUUGGCAACCAUGGCCGAGCUCCUGCUGCGUCUCUUUCACUCGGACUACUUUUCACCUCAUCUUGCGCUUUCUUACCUCAAAAACUACUCGGAGAACAUAGGCAUCACGUAUUACUUGGUGGAACAGCUACAGGCAACAUUUAAAGCCGAAGAUGUCGAGUUCUACUGGCCACAGCUAUGUCACCUGCUCAUCACCAAGCCGUCCGAUUCACUGGCAUUGGAGAACUUCAUCCUGCAACGGUGUACAGAGAGUGUACACAUUGCGCUCGUGACACUCUGGCACUUUCAAGCCGCACGCUUUGACCUUUCUGCCGACCCUAAAACGCCCAGCUUCCAAAUAUGCAAGCGAGUCAUCAAUCGUUGCCAGAGCAUCUUGUUCGAUGAUACAUGGGAGCAACAGCAACAGGUCCUGCAAAGCACCUCUGGAAACCAGUCUGCGGAGGCAAGUGUGAGCCUUUCAAUCACUACCAAAGUGACUUCGGGCAAUCUGCUUGGGAGGAUAUAUAAUAGCAUUAGCGGCAGAGAAGAAAAGAUUCACCCAGCCAAUGCACUUACCACCAUUAUUGGCGUGGGAGCCUCCAUCGGCUCCGUUGGCAUGCCGCGCCUAGCGAGUAUUGGCGGACCGGUCGCAAUAUCGCAAGGCCGCAAGCCUCCGGAGGACAUAUUCCGAAGGAUACUCAAGCGCAUUGAAGACGACGGCGACGAAGGAGCAGGCUACGAAGAGGAUGAUGAGCAGAACGAGUUGGAUGAAGAGGAAGAGGAGAAAGAUCAUGCGGUCGAUGGAGAUGGCGCGGAGUUGAAUAGACAUGUUUGCAUUCGGUCGCCGGAAGAAGAUGCGGAUCAUGCAUCGAAGCACGAGCGGAAAGAGAGCGCCGCUUCGGCCAGCAGCCAAGUGCCAGAGCUUCUGAGCAGUGAACUUCUGACAGGACCCUCUUUGGAUGGAUCUGCUGAUCAAAGUCAGCCCGAUCAAGGGAAGUUCCGAAUGGCAGCAGUUGCUGAAACUCCUUCCGAAAAGACUCUCCCAGCACGACCUGCAUGUGCAGCAGACGAAAUCAAUGCAGGGGAGGCAUCAAGUGUCUUGCAAUCCCACCCGCCCGCCUCCCAGAUGCAUCCGCAGCCGCAGCGUUCCCCAAAUCCGUUCGCCACCUUUGCCUCCACGCUGAAUGACUUCAAGGAUCGUGCAGCUGCAGCAGUUGGAGAUGCGAUUGGGCAGCACUUCCAGAUCGUCGCGCCGCCUGCACCAAAGCAGACACGAAUGAGCUUUGGGUCGGAGAGCAGAGCGACUGUCGCAGCUCUCAAGGCGCCCAGAAACAAGGGGAGCAUGGGUAGCAGUAGCAGCACUAGCGUCAAGUCGGACGCGAUACGACGCGCGGCAGCUAACUCGCAAUCAACACCCAAUCUCCCUCGUGGACCGCAUAGUGCGCCAGGUGGUCAAUCCAGGUUUGUAUCUACCGCGGCCUUCAUACAGUACGGUGCAUCUAACUCGCAGUCAACAUCUUCGGUCACAUCGCUCGUUUCGAACUACUCUCCUCAGACGCGCUCUCGACUGUUGCGCGUACACUACAGCCGAACACAGACGGACUUCCUUGCCAUGCUGCAGAACAUUUCUGGCCGAUUGCUCCUGCUGCCAAAGCCCGCGCGUCUGAGUGCACUACGAGCCGAACUGACGGAUCUUAACCACAGCUUACCGAAAGAGGUUUGCUUUCCGCUGUGGUGUCAGUGCAAUAAGGAUGUCUACCGUGGACGACGCCAAUCGAAGGAGCAGACAGCGCAAUCUGCCAAAGCGCCACAAUCAAGGCUGCGGCACCAUCGCGUCGUGCGCAUCAAUCCAAGCGAGGCGGUCGUGCUCAACUCAGCAGAUCGGGUGCCUUAUUUGUUGCACGUCGAAGUGCUCAACAACGAUCUCGAUUUCGACCCCGAUCGACGCUCGAAUAGAGAUGCGGUCAAGAAACUCAUAGCAAAAGAGGAAGAUCACAGACGAAGGUUGUGGCGCCGGGACAUGGCUGAUGACCAAAUUCGCACCAGGUCGCUCGAGGGUUCAGAGCCUUCGAGCCUAAGAGGGCAUCCUGCCACCGUGAUGCACAGCGAAGAUGCCACGCCGGUAAUGGAGAAUAUGCCGCUCGAAGCCCCCCACGCAGCACCUUCAGCUGGUUCACGCGAUCGAUCUCGACACUCGUCGAGCUCAGGCGCGACUCCAACAUCUGGCACUGGCCAUUCAUCGUUUUUGGAGGCGGAGCGCUCGACAGAGAACGAAGCAUCGUUAGGGGACAUCUCUCUGUCCACCUCGGUCAUUACCGCCGCCAACGAGAGCGCAAUCCCGGAGGAUGGAGAAGGAAUUGACUUGACGGAGCAAAUGUAUGGCGCGGACCUUGCCAAGUUCGGCGGUGAGCGCGGCGAUGAUGAUGACAGUGACGAAGACGACCUCACGGUCAUGAACAGGCACCACGACAGCGCAGCAUGGACCGCCUUCCGCUCUCGUGAAGGCAACAUGCAGAAGAGCGGUAAUGGACACGCUCAGCUUCCGGAGUCACCCACAGCGGGCCGAAAGAAUUUUUCGCUGGACGAUUACUCCGAACGGAUGCGCACUGCGGCCAUCAUGCUGGCGCAGCUUAAUCAGUCGACUAACGCAGGUGCACAACCGAUCGUCACGCACAAUCCACACGUCACUGCGACCGCGCAAGGCGGGUGGAGCAGCUGGAUCAUCGGCACCAGCUGGGCUAGCUCGGCUGGCGCGCCGUCCAAAUCUGAGCCGGGCCAGGCAGGCGCCAGUAUCACAGCUCACAACACUGGCAUCACGCCGACUACUCCAAUGACGCCCAAAUCGGCCGUGUCGACGGCAGCUUCAACGGCUCCGCCCAUCACUCCACGCACACCUUCCAUGCAAGUUGGCUGCGGCGCAGGCAACGUGCGGCUAUUGCAUGCAGAUGCGGAAGGCAUCCGGAAGCGCAUCAUGCAAGAAAUGAUGGCCUUGGAAGAGGAGCGCAUGAGUCGCACAAAGGUCAGCGCGCGCACAGCCGUUGGAUCGGGCAUUGAAGACGAAGCGACGGUCAUGCGUGCAGUGAACAAGGAUGAUCCAUCCGCUGCCAUCUUCCGCGAAUCAUGGGCAGCAAAGAAGGCGCGUAUCCGCGCAUCAUCGCCGUAUGGUCACCUUCCAAAUUGGGAUAUCUUCUCCGUCAUCGUCAAGACGGGUGCUGAUCUACGCCAAGAGCAACUCGCCGUGCAGCUCGUCAAUGAGUUUGGCAGAAUUUUUGAGGAGACGAGCAGUCGAUGCUGGGUCCGAUACUUCCGCAUCCUCGUCACCAGCGAGAAUUCCGGCUUAAUGGAAACGAUCACAGACGCUAUUUCCAUUCAUUCGAUCAAAAAGGAAGCGUACUCACAGCAAGUUGGCGGCGAAAGUAUCACCACCUAUAGCUUGUAUGACCAUUUUGUCGUGACAUACGGACACCCGAAUUCAAUCAAGUUCAAACGCGCCCAAGACAGCUUUAUGCAGUCCCUCGCGGGCUACUCUAUCAUUUCAUACCUUUUGCAGAUCAAAGAUCGCCACAAUGGUAACAUUCUCGUCGACGACGAGGGGCACUUGAUCCAUAUCGACUUUGGCUUCAUGCUCGGCAUCUCCCCCGGUGGCGUCGGCUUUGAGGCGGCACCAUUCAAGAUGCCGCAGGAGUACAUCGACAUCCUCGGCGGCAUGGACAGCACCAAGUUCCAAGAGUUCCACGAGCUGAUGCGUCAGGGCUUCAAGGAUGUGCGCAAGCAUGCGGAGCGGAUCAUCAUGAUUGUUGAACUUAUGCAGAAAGAUUCCAAGCUGCCUUGCUUUGCACUAGCCGAAGAAACCGCCUCAAAUUUGCGUAACCGCUUCCAGCUCGCACUCAGUGCCUCGCAGUGUGAUGACUUUGUCGACAAGCUCAUCCUCAACUCGGCAGGCAGCGCCUUCACCCGACUCUACGACCAAUUCCAGUACUAUUCGCAAGGGAUUCUUUGAUGUGUCGCUAUUGUAGCAUAUGCGUAGAUACCAGCAACGCCCAUAAAAGUCAGGGAAAGCUGAGGCCAACGGAUGAUAAGCUUACAAUUACGUAUGUCACAACACGGGGACUCCCCCUACCAGCCGAUGCUAUACAAAAAUCAGAAUCCAGUCGUUGGCCGGAUCUCUCGGCGAAGCGGUGCGUUCAAUAUGAAGUUGC